Molecule: messenger RNA, 2597 nt
Organism: Felis catus (domestic cat)
Lineage: Eukaryota; Metazoa; Chordata; Mammalia; Carnivora; Felidae
Product: IgGFc-binding protein-like
Exons: 6
Coding region: 1-2427 (808 amino acids)
Source: RefSeq, a predicted model, not a curated record
AUGCACCCUCUCAGGAAUUUCCCCUCUGUCCCUGCACUCCAGGCCCAUUUCACCACUCUCCCUCCCCUCACUCUCCUUCCCCUUGCCAGGUUUCCCCACACCUUCCCACUAUACCCACACCCAAGCACUGCCUUGAACGCCCUGCCCCUUGACCCCUCUCCUUCACCCCAUGUCCUUCUUCACACUCCAGCAGUCCCUGCCCACUCUUCCCCUGUUCUGGCGCACCCACUGUCCGCACUACUCCUCCCCACUAGUCUUCUCCCAGUUCUUCCGGACCCGGACCUCCCCCCUGACUCUAGGCUGCCCCACCCCUGCCCGCAGGUGGACGGCGUGCGGCGCUGCCUGCCUUUCGCGCUGAGCGGGGGCAGGGUGCGCGCCUUCGCGCGCGGCGCAUCUGUGGUGCUCGCGGUGCGUGGAGGCCCGCGCCUGCUUUUCGGGCUCUGCUGCCACCUGAGCGUGGAGCUGCCUGCGGCCUACCGCGGCCUCACGCGCGGCCUCUGCGGCAACUUCAACGGCAACGCGACGGAUGACCUGCAGCUGCCAAGGCCCGGGCCCUGCGCCGCGCCGCGUCCCUGCCCGGGUUCGGGCUGCCUCCCGGCCACCGAGGACGCGGGUGCAGCGUGGCGUGGCGCUUGCGACCUCCUGCGCGAGCCCAGCGGCCCCCUGGCACCCUGCCACGCAUUCCUGCCGCCGGAGCCCUUCUACCAGGCCUGCGUGGCCGACGUGGGCCGCGCCCGCGGGAACCACAAAGUGCUCUGUGCCUGCCUGCAAGCCUACGUGGCUGCCUGCCAGACGGCUGGUGCGGAUAUGCGGCCCUGGAGGGCUCCCAGCCUUUGCCCCAUGCGGUGCCCCCCACACAGCCACUACAGCCUGUGUGUGAACCCCUGUCCCGCGGCCUGUGCGGGUGUUCAGGAGGUGGUACAGCUCCCCACUCCCUGCGCUGAGGGCUGCCAGUGCGAUGAUGGAUUCUUCCCCGCCAAGGGUGACUGCGUCCCUGUGGACCACUGUUCUUGCUUCCACAAUGGCCUGUACUUCCCUCCGGGCCAGACUAUCCUCAUCAAGAAUUGCUCCUCCUCCUGUACCUGCCACCUAGGGGAAGGUGUGGCCUGUGUCCCCUUCAGCUGCCCUACGGAGGAGGUCUGUGGCAUCACAGAUGGAGUCCUAGGCUGUCGAUUGCAAGCCACCUUGGCCCCUGCCCCUAGCUCUGUGGCCCCACCGCUGGUUUCCCCACCAUUGCUCCCCAGUCCCAGUCCCCAGUGCCCAGAAAACUCCCGCUUUGUUCCCUGUGGGUCUGCAUGUCCAGCCACGUGUGCCAACCCCUCAGCCCCAGAGCACUGUAGCCACCCCUGUGCUCCUACCUGCCAGUGCCUGCCUGGCUACCUGCUGCAGGACGGCCAGUGCAUGCCCCCUGCACACUGCUCCUGCUUCCUGCACCAAGGCCGUACUUUCUGGACAGACAACUGUACUUGGCACUGCCACUGCCCAACCCUUGGGGCCCUGGUGAGCAAACUUCCCCAGUGUUGGCCUGACAAGUGCCAUGGUCACUGCAAGGCCUUCACGGGUGGCUGGUACCACUGCCUGUCAGCCCAGUCCUCACCCAGUCCCACUGUCCUGGAGAAGCCACUGGUGUGCACUGCCUCUGGAGACUUCUACUUCCACACAUUUGGAGGAGCUCACUACGAAUUCCCUGGCUCCUGUGUCUAUCGUCUGGCGGGUCUCUGUGACACAGCCCAUGCCGACCUUGAGCCCUUCAGCCUGGAUUUGACCCCACUGCUGCGGCCACGUGGCUGGGCCAAGGCCCUGACCCUCUUAGCCUGUGGCCUGAGGCUGGACCUGAGUCCAGAAGAUCUCAACCACAUCCGGGUGGACGGAAUUCUGGAAUCGCUGCCCUUCUUUCACGGCCACUGCCUCCGUGCCUACUACCAAGGCCGCCAGCUCUGUGUAGACACGGACUUCGGCCUCUCACUCACCUACGAUUGGGACAGCCUGGCACGUGUAACGCUGCCGAGGCCCUACGGACCCUACCUGUGUGGACUCUGUGCCCAAAGAGGCCCGAGCAGCCCCACGGUGCCGUUGCUCGACAUCUGGAAGGUGGCAGAAGUGCCAGGCUGUGGCCCAGUCUGCGGGCCCCUCUGCCAUAACCAGUGUCCAGUGUCCACGCGCACUCGAUUCGCUGGAGACGCGUACUGCGGGCUGCUGGCGGGGGCCGAGGGUCCCUUGGGGCCAUGCUACGCUGCGCUGGACCCGAUCCCAUUCCUGGACAACUGCCUGGACGACGUGUGCCGCCACCACGGAGCCCGUCCCAUCGUCUGCCGAGCCCUGGCCGCCUUCACUGUCGCCUGUCAGGCUCUGGAUGUGCACCUGCGGCCGUGGAGGACGCCUGACUUCUGUCGUGAGUGUGCGGGGCUUGGCAUACAUAGUGGAUGAAACUCCUAAGAGCUGGGAUUUGGGACACCGAGGGACGGACGCGGGAGGACCAAUGAAGAAGUUCAGGCCUGGUUGGGUGGAGCCAGGUGAAGAAGGGUGGGACUUGAAGAAGAGUUAGACCUGGAUGGGACAGCAGUUUAAUUAACGAGAUCUUCCUGUCUUUUGUGUCC